Chlamydomonas reinhardtii is the source of this 2594-nucleotide messenger RNA. RefSeq lists its product as uncharacterized. The record is from RefSeq and is a predicted model, not a curated record. NCBI's taxonomy places the organism in Eukaryota, Viridiplantae, Chlorophyta, Chlorophyceae, Chlamydomonadales, Chlamydomonadaceae. The transcript is spliced from 6 exons. The coding region runs from base 101 to 1858 and encodes 585 amino acids.
AUUACGAUUGCUUGCUUUCGUCUGUGGAGUUUGCCCUCCAAACAAAAGGCCUUCCUUGCAUAUGCUGCAUGCGAUACUUGUUAUUGACAUGCAAGUCGCCAUGCGUGCGUUAGUCCUGCUGGCGCUCCUGGCGCUUCCAUCUGCCAUCGCGGCCGCAGCGGAUGCGCCGAGCCUGCAGCUCCCGGCCUUCAAGCUCUCCGACCUUCAGGCACCAAAUGACGCCACCCUCAAGAGCGUCGGCGAGGCGACUGCCAGUCUGGGCAUGUUCGCCGUGACGGGCUUCAGCGACGAGGCAGUGGCGCACUCUGCCCUGUCCUCGCUCGUGUCCUGCGCUGCCCGCAGCCAAGUGUCGCUACGCCAGGUCAGGAUGGACGACGGCGCCACACGCAGCACACUCGCCACCGCCACCACCGGCAGCGUCCCGCAGCCGCUCCCCGCCGAUGCCGUACGGGCCUGCCCCGACUUCGCAGUGGCUGCCAACCGCCUGCGCGCCGCCGUUGCCGCCACCGGCGACGCCUACGCCUCCAUCCUAGACAAGCUCAUGUACGGCAGCAAUGCGUGCGCCCAUGCUAAGGACAUGACUGUUUCCAAGCCUGCUGGUAGCAAGAGCCUUACUAAUGACAGGGCAGUCAUCCGGUCAGUCGCGGAUGGUGGUGCUAUUGCUGACGGGGCCGCCGGUACGAAUGAGGAGGCCCAACAGCCGCGUUGCUACUCGGCCGCCGUGCGGGCGGCUGAGUCCCUGGAGCAUUUCCACGUGUUCACCCCCGCGCCCGACAAGGCACGUGCUGGCGCUGGUCCUGGCAAUGGCGGUGCUGGUGCCGCUACUGAGCACACGCUGGGCCUGCAUUCCGACAUUGGAAUGUUCCUGGUGAUGAGCCCAGCAGAGCUGUUCAACACCGCCUCCGCCUCCGCCUCAAGUGCAUCACCCAGCAGGGGCAGCGGCUGCAGCCGCAAGCAGCAGGCGCCCCGCCGCGCCCGCGACCUGCUGGUGCAGCUGCCGGAUGGGCGCCUGGUGCGGCCGCUGCUGCCGGAGGGCGGCGCGGUACUACUGGUGAUGAACGGCGAGGGCCUGACACGCUGGAUGCGGCCUGCUACCACCGGGCUCCAGCCCUACAGCCCCAUGCACGAGGUUCUGUCCACCGACAUGGGCGGCGGCGUGCGGGCCUGGUUCGGCCGCAUGUUCAUGCCGCCGCCCUCCGCCCGCUUGCAGCUCACGUCCAGCACUUCCACAGCCGCAUUAAACACGGCACCCAAGACGGCACCCGCUAGCACGGACGCUGUGGCCCUGUCAGCGGAGGGGGAGUCCAUUGCUGGAGCGGUGGAGGCGGCGGCAACGCAGCGCAGCAGCAGCGGGGUGAUGAUGUCGUUUGCGGAGUACCGGGCCCUGACGUACGAGCUGUUCAACACGGGGCGUGGCGCCGCCGCACCCUCGCUGGGCUGCUCGCCGUCGCGGCGGCGGUUGGUGGACGAGGGUUCGUGUGGUGCGGACCAGGUGUUCUGCUGGCACUCAUGCAUGGACAUCACUGAGGCUCUCAGCUGCAACAAGUCCGAGAUCAUCUGCCGCGACCCAAACACUGACAAGCAGUGGCCGCAGGACUUCCCCCCACUUGUCGCCAACAGCACCCGCCCCGGCCACUGCAAGAACUGCACCCUGGCUUGUCCUGCCAGCCCGCCGCCGCCUUCGCCUGCGUCGUUGGUGCCGCCACCGUCACCGUCGCCAUCGCCGUCGCCGUCGCCUUCUCCUGCGCCACGUGCUCGCCCCUCUCCUCGUAAGCGGCCCUCCCCCCGUCCCCGCCCGUCCCCCCGCCCGUCUCCCCGCCCGCCGUCUCCCCGCUCACGCCGCCCGGCGCCUGCGUGAGCGGUAGCGGUGAGGUUCUCGCAAUGGUCGGAUUGAGCCAAGCAUUGUGUGUUGUGGUGCUUGCUUAGCACGCACAGCCGGGCAUAUCUUGCAAGCGCCUUCUAUUGAGCUGUUUGUUUAGGUAUGUCUAGGAUGGACUCCAUCGAGUGCUCCAUGCAUGUGUAGCCGCAUGAGAGGCCCCGAACGGCUACAAACUAGGCAUUUUGGGUCCCUAACGGGUGCCGUGGGUGAGAAUGUGGUUGGGGAUCCUCUCGCUAGUGGUGGCCUACCCCUGGAAGGUACAAGCCCUGAUUGUGCUAUUUGGGCACGGUAGCUUAAUAGGAUACAGCACUUAAAGAACUGAAACAUUGGGGGUGUGGCGAUGCUCCCUCUUGAGGGCUGUGUCAAGGCCUCAAGGGGUGUCAAUCAUGAGCGCUGAACAGAUACGAGUAGGACAUGCUAGCUAGGACGGAGGUCUGAAGGUCCAAGGCCCCUGUAGCAUCAUGCGUGUGUUUUAACUAUGGCGAAGCCAACAACGAACUUGCACCUUUCGCACGGUGACUGGGCAUGCAUGUCACGGAAGGCAGGGGACUGCUGUAGAACCGCCUUAGAACUAGUUGAAAUACUGCCUCUCCCCAAGGUCUGUCUCCCGGUGCAGUGCCGGAAACCGUUGUCCAGCCCCGGAGCCAGCAACCUCGGCAGCAAGCUUCGUGCAUGAAUGUACUGUAUGUCUGUUGCCGCUGCUGGACGCGGCUCC